Molecule: messenger RNA, 1109 nt
Organism: Vigna radiata var. radiata (mung bean)
Lineage: Eukaryota; Viridiplantae; Streptophyta; Magnoliopsida; Fabales; Fabaceae
Product: probable bifunctional TENA-E protein
Exons: 3
Coding region: 135-863 (242 amino acids)
Cellular component (GO): cytosol
Source: RefSeq, a predicted model, not a curated record
CUCUUAAUAAAGAAAUUAAUUUUAAUAAAACAACAUUAUAUUAUAUAUAUUCUUUGUUUUCAAUUUGUUGGAAGCUUAUAAAUCUGAGUUGGCUGUGAAACAAGAGCAGCAACAGGUACUGAGAAAUCGAUACGAUGGAGCAAAAGUUAAAAGAGGAGGAGAAGAAGGUCGGUGUGAUUGAGACAUGGUUGAGGAAGCACACUCUUCUCUUCAAAGGAGCCACACGCCACCCUUUUAUUCUUAGCAUUCGCGAUGGUUCCAUCGACAUAACUUCCUUCAAAUCAUGGCUGAAGUUUGCUGUUUAUAGUUGUUGUAUUCUUGUGAUUCAGGCACAGGAUUACUUGUUCGUUCGGGCUUUUGUCCCAUUUGUGGCCAGUGUGUUGAUAAAAGCUUGGAAGGAAUCAGAUGAGAGUGGUGACAUGGAAGUAAUAUUGGGGGGCGUGGCUUCCCUGGAGGAUGAGAUAUCAUGGUUUAAGAGAGAAGCUAGCAAGUGGGGUAUUUCACUCUCUGAAGUUGUUCCUCAGCAGACAAACAAAAAAUACUGUGGGUUGCUGGAAAGUCUGAUGAGUCCGGACGUGGAAUAUACUGUGGCUAUCACAGCAUUUUGGGUUAUUGAAGUAGUGUAUCAGGAGAGCUUUGCUCACUGCAUUGGAGAAGGCUCCAAAACUCCGCAAGAACUGAAGGAGACAUGUGAAAGGUGGGGCAGUGAGGCUUUUGCUAAGUAUUGCCAAUCCCUGCAAAACAUUGUCAAUCGGCGCUUACAAAAAGCUUCUGAUGAAGAACUCAAGAAGGCUGAACAUACGUUCCUAAAUGUUCUGGAGUACGAAGUUGAUUUCUGGAACAUGAGCCGGGGAAAUGUGUGAUUUUGUUCAAGAAUCAAUGGUAUAUUCAUAUGCUUAAAUAAUCGAAGCCUAGGAAAAUACUACAUAUGUUGUUCGGUUGGACCAUUCACAUACUGUAUGGAAUGUUUAUUUCCUAGAAAAAUAGUUCUUAGCAAAAUCUCAAGCAUAUGGACAUAACAUGAGUUUGGAAUCUUACAUUUUGUUCAAGUUUUAUGCCCCCCAUUUUUAUCUCAAGUGAAAAGAAGGAAAGAGGCUUUUGUUUCUGAA